Messenger RNA from Myxocyprinus asiaticus (Chinese sucker), 7231 nucleotides. RefSeq names its product interleukin-1 receptor accessory protein-like 1-B. Gene Ontology annotation, molecular function: interleukin-1 receptor activity. Gene Ontology annotation, biological process: negative regulation of exocytosis; signal transduction. The record is from RefSeq and is a predicted model, not a curated record. The coding region runs from base 4 to 2109 and encodes 701 amino acids. Lineage: Eukaryota; Metazoa; Chordata; Actinopteri; Cypriniformes; Catostomidae. The transcript has 10 exons.
AAGAUGAAGUCACAGGUUCCCCUGCAGAUUCUGCUGUAUGCUACAGUCAUCAGGACUCUGAAGGUGGUGUCCAAACGCGGAUCAGUGGAUGGCUGUACGGAUUGGUCUGUGGACUACCUGAAGUAUAAAGUUCUGCUGGGCGAGCCAGUGAGGAUUAAAUGUGCAUUAUUUUAUGGAUAUAUCCGUGCAAAUUACACACACGCUCAGAGUGCCGGACUCAGUUUGAUGUGGUACAAAAGCACUGGACACGGAGACUUCGAGGAACCCAUUUCAUUUGACGGCAGCCGUAUGAGUAAAGAGGAAGACUCCAUCUGGUUCAGACCGGCUGAGAUACACGACGUGGGUCAUUAUUCAUGUGUGUUGAGGAAUUCGACGUACUGUAUGAAAGUGUCGAUGUCUCUCACAGUGGCGGAGAAUGACACGAGUCCCUGUUACAACUCCAAGAUGAGAUACUCUGAGAAAGCCGAGUUGAGUAAAAGCAAAGACAUUCUGUGUCCAGACAUUGAUGAUUACAUACAGCUGGGAAAAGAGCCAGACAUCACCUGGUACAAGGAAUGCCGGCCAAAACAGUGGAGGCAAAGCAUCAUCAGAAAAGCAGAUUUACUCUCCAUUAAUGACGUGCGUGAAGAUGACUAUGGGAAUUACACCUGUGAAUUACAGUUUGGGACUUUUGUGGUGAGGAGGACAACUGAACUCUCCGUCACAGCACCGUUGACUGACAAACCUCCGAAGAUCCUUUACCCAUCUGAAAAUAAGGUCAGCAUCAUGGAGCUGCAGUUAGGCAGCGCUGUGAAUCUUACCUGUCGAGCAUUCUUCGGCUACAGUGGUGAUGCAAGUCCACUCAUCUACUGGAUGAAGGGAGAGAAGUUUAUUGAGGAUCUGGACGAAAGUCGAAUCAGAGAAAGUGACAUUAAAAUGCUUCGAGAACACUUGGGUGAGCAGGAGGUUUCUAUCUCACUGAUGAUAGAUGCUGUUGAGGAGAGUGACCUGGGAAACUAUUCCUGUUAUGUGGAAAAUGGCCACGGAAGAGGACAGGCCAAUAUACAACUGAGCAAGAGAGUUGAGCUGAUGUAUACGGUGGAAUUAGCUGGUGGUUUGGGAGCGAUUCUGCUGAUGUUGAUAUUUCUGGUGUUGCUGUAUAAAUGUUAUAGAAUUGAGCUCAUGCUCUUCUACAGAAAUCACUUUGGCAGUGAGGAUCUGGAUGCAGAAAAUAAAGACUAUGACGCAUAUGUGUCGUACACUAAAGUGGAUCCAGACCAGUGGAGUCAGGAGACGAGAGAGGAAGAACGUUUCGCUUUGGAAAUUUUGCCUGACGUUCUGGAAAAACAUUAUGGGUAUAAACUCUUUAGGCCUGACAGGGACUUGAUCCCAACUGGAACAUACAUUGAGGAUGUCGCUCGCUGUGUUGACCAGAGUAAACGUCUCAUCAUUGUCAUGACACCCAGUUACGUGGUGCAACGUGGCUGGAGCAUCUUUGAGCUGGAGACACGUUUAAGGAACAUGCUGGUUACUGGAGAGAUUAAAGUUAUUCUCAUUGAAUGUGCCGAGCUGCGAGGGAUCAUGAAUUAUCAGGAAGUCGAAGCUCUCAAACACACCAUCAAACUUCUAACAGUCAUCAAGUGGCCUGGCCCUAAGAGCAGUAAACUCAACUCAAAGUUCUGGAAGCAGCUUCAGUAUGAAAUGCCCUUUAAACGGCCCGAACCCAAGCUGUCGCAUGAGCAGGUGCUGGACGUGAGUGAGCAAGGACCCUUCGGCGAGCUGCAGACUGUCUCAGCAAUCUCUAUGGCAGCAGCCACUUCCACUGCCAUGGCGACUGCACACCCAGAGAUGCGCUCUACUUUCCACAACACGUACCACACGCAGCUGCGACAGAAGCAUUACUACAGGAGCUACGAGUACGACAUCCCUUUGUCUGGUACCCUCCCGCACCUGUCAUCACUAGGCAACCAACACACCUACUGCAACAUCCCAAUGACACUUUUGAAUGGACAGCGGCCACAGGGGAAAACACCUCGUGAACAGCAGCAGGCGAUAGAGGAGCAACACAUUAAUAAUGCGAUGCUGCCACUGUUGCCUCGAGAAACCAGCAUCUCCAGUGUCAUCUGGUGACAUCAUCAGGAAGGGGCCAUUUUUAUUAGUUGAAUGCUAAUAGCACUUAAGACCCUUAAAAACAAACUAAUGACUGCUGCUGUUGACUUGCACCAAGAUUCACAGGGAUUUGAAAUAUUAAGGCAAGAACUCUGAAACUGUCACCACGCCACUCAACAUGAAAUCAUAACAGGCAUUGAGGAGGAUGAAAUGAAAGAACUUGCAAAGCUCAUUCUGUUUCAUUCUUACACAAACACAAACAACUUGCUUAUAUAUUCUCAAGGAAUACAGGGUCUUGUACAUUAUUUAUAUUUGAAAUUUCUUUGUAGCAUUGGUAUUUUUUAGUUAUGGUCUACUGUUUCUUUUUUUUUAAACUUUUACCAUCUCAAAUUUUGUAUAUCUAAUUGUUUCUUCCUUUGCAAAAUGACAGGGCAGAGACAUGGAAAGAGUAAAUGUUGAGCUGAUUUGUUGUAGAUUGAAACAAUACUUAUCUAAAUCAAAAUAGGAUUUGUGGUGUGAUGCUUUCUUUGAGAAAGCAACUUGUUUAAAACAUUAUUUAAUUUUUUGUUCUGGUUGGUUGAUGAGAUCUUAGAUCUACUUUGAAGAAAAAAACUAAAUUAUGCAAAUGAUCCUUAGGCCUGAACAUGCUUCUUCCUGAAUGAACGACGGGGCAGAUGACACUGGGAAAAAAGUGAGAUGUGCAAGGGUUGGCAACCUUUUUGACAUGGAGUGCCAUUUUUUAUUUUCUUGCUUAAAAAAAAACAAACAAAAAAAACAAUUAUAUUAUCAGCAUAACAGUGAGUGGAAAAUUUUUGAAAAACACGAUUAAGAUAUAAUCAUGAUCCUGUAUGUGAAUAUUCACAGAGCAUCUUAUGAAAGUGCUUUUAAUGAAAGAAAACCUGUCCUUUUGUGCAAAAUGAUUUAACACAGUUAAUGUCACAGAUUUGCUUAUUUGAUUACUGAUCAUGGAAUUGUGUGGAAUCUUAAAUAUUUCUUAUAUUAUGUCAUGCGUUUUUCAAAAUUACACAGAGGGGUAAUCACUAACACGUAAGCAACCAUGAGAGAGGAGCAGUCUAUUUUACUUAUAUAAAGUUUUUCGCAUUCCAAUCUACAUCUUGAUGUAAUCCUUCCUCAUGAUCACGCAGCAUAUUUUCAUCAGCUGAAUGCAAGGGCAUAGCAGCCACGGGGGACGUAGGGGACAUGUCCCCCGCACUAUUUAAAAAGGUGAUUUUUGUUCCCCACACUUUUCCAAGCUAAACCCAUACAGAGUCCAAAUGGUGGAUUUGUAUACAGUGUUCUUUGCAUUUUGUUACUUUGGGCUGAUAGAACGACCAUCCAGCCAAUUGAGUUUCAUGAGCCGAAACAACCCUUACGUGAUAGGCCGUCAGUCAGAGAGUCUAAUCAACACAGCUCCGUUCAUUUCUACAAAGUUGCUUUCAACAAUGCUCAUUUAUCCAUGUUUUUUAUCAGCAUUGAUGUUGAUCUAAUUUAAUAAUCUAGAGAUGAGGAACACACAAACGAGAGUUAUUUAUCGGCAUAUCGUUCUUGAUUGGCAGCAUUAUGUGAAAUGCACUGCAGAAAAAAAACCAAAGGACAAUCCUUCUUUUAAACACACAUUGUAAGUGGAGUUUAUAUCAGCCCAUGAGUCUUCAUUAUGCUUGUGAGGUAAUAGUUUGAUCGGUUGUUUUUGCCAAUUUAAGCAGAUUACUCUAGAUCUGUGUUAAAUAUUUAAAACUAUUUUUAAUAUCAGCUCCUGUUUUUUACCUCUAUGUUGGUGUGCAGUCGACAAACUAAGAAAAAAGAUCUGCUGUGUUAGGCAUUUUACUUAAGUGAAUAGAUAUGUAGACACGCUUUUUUAUACAUGAAAACAUAUGGACGUUAUUCAAAUAAUUAUUAUAAGACUAUUAUUGUUGUCUUUUGAUGAAAGUCAUGCUUAACAGCUCACAAACUGUAUGGAAAUGAUAUAUUUGUUUUGUUAUAAUUCAUAAAACCUCUACUAAAGUCUUUUUUUUUUUUAGGUCUGUAGACAUUCAAAUUUUAAAGGAUUUCAAUUUUCUUUUGAUCGUUGAUUCAGUGACUAACUCAUUUCACACAAAACACUCAAUUGGCAUCACAAGAAAUGGUCACUGAAUCAUUUAAUUGAUCUGAACAAAUUUUGGUGAACGUAGUCAAAACACUCGAGUCACUUGGAUACAUUUAAACCCCACAAUGCACAAGCACAGAGUAAAACAUUUAAUUGUGCACAUGCACAAUUGUCAUUAUUGUAAUUGAUUAAAUUCAGGACCAGCUUGUGCUCAGUCUUUUAUUUUCAUGUGUGAAACAGAAGCAAGUGCUCCACAAGAUGCCCUUUAUUUUUGGCAUAAAAUUUUGCAAUUAUUUUGCAAUACAUGGAUCAUUAAAAUACUACAAAUAUUAAAAGUAAAUAUGUAUAUUUUAAUAUAAUACUUGUAUCAUACUUCUAUAUUAAUAUAUACUGUAAUACAGUGGCGGGCCGUGCAUUUAAAGUCUAAGGCUUCAGUGUGAUUCAUGCCAUUAAGAAAACACAGUUUCACAAUGAAUAAGACACCGUAUGCCUUUGGGCAUCAUACAUUAUGUCACAGCUAACUAAUAAUACCAACUGACAUUUUAAAAACCCGUCCACGCACAAAAGCCAGAACUUGAAACGACACUUAAUGCUCAAGCAAGCCUAAUUUUAACUGCAGCAUGACUGAUUUUGUGAAAUGAACAUCAAAAAUCAUAAUUUUUCAUAUGAAUCUACCAUGGAGGUCUAUAAUACCUGGAAAAAUCCAUCUAAUAAUAUUUGUGAUUUAAAUGUUGCUUGCAAUAAAUUUCGUUUCAUCAGGGUACACGGUUAUGCUGCGCUUCAUUCAAGUUGGAUGUGGGAUAUUCCUACUUAAUAUCUCCGACCAUAAAUGCAUUCCAUUCCCCGAUAUUCGGAACUGCAACGCUCCCGUUAGCUUAGCAGGAGUUUGACUCUCAUUAGAGAUGUCUCCUAGCAACCCAACUGAUAAACAAUGCUGCAGCGCUAGCAUUUGUGCUUCAGGUGUACGAUUAUAAAAAGAGAUUAUAAUGUUUUAUACACCUGUUUCUGCAGGCGUUUGUUAAACAAGCUUUAAUAUCAUGUAAUGUGGAAACAAACUCAUUUAUCGAUAUUGCUUAAUAAAGUGAAUGUUUAUCACUUACUUUGUAAAUCUCCCUGAGUGUCGACAUGUUUGUGUGACAUCAUGCCCCUGCAUCUCGGCGAAAUCGGUGUUGAGAAUUUCUGCACGAGCCUACAAGUUGUAAUUCUGACUUUAAGAUGCAUUCCAUUGCACUUUUCCUAGUAGGAAGUUGUAAAAUCCGACUUUCCGAGUUGAAUGGAACGCAGCACUACUUUUCAAAACUUGAUCCGACACUGAAUGCUCAAGCAGCCUAAUUUACACUUAGAAAACUCCUGUGUUGCUGUAACAAUGCAAAAAUCAGGAAUACAGCAACAGAAAUUUGUCCAACACACUCUCACGGUGAAAUCGUCAGGAUUUGUACAACUUUUCUAAAUUUGGCUAAUUCAUAUGUUAUCGUGCGACUGCACUCGUUUGAAACCCUACGACUUUCACUUCAGCCAGUGACGUCGCUGGACAUCGUUUCCAUUUAAUACAUGACAAUUACUUGCUUCUGUCACACACAACAUGUUUACACACUCUACUGAGUGGUAAAGUUUAGAUAAGGGGUUUGGGUAAAGGCAUAAUAUUAAUAAGUAUGUCCUUAACGCCUCGUGUGCAAAACUCGCGCUUACUUCCGCAUUAGACAUCCGGGAAUUUGCACGUGAUGAAGUCGUACGAAUUUAUGUGAACAACAUCAUGCGAGACCAUACGAAAUAGCCAACUCGUAAAUUAUGUACAACCUUUCAUGAGAUCUUGCAUUCCAUUGCACUUUUACUAGUAGGAAGUUGUAAAAUCCAACUAUCUGAGUUGAAUGGAAUGCAGCACUACUUUUCAAAACUUGAUCCGACACUGAAUGCUCAAGCAGCAUAAUUUACACUUAGAAAACUCCUGAUGUUGCUAUAACAAUGCAAAAAGCACUAAGCAAUUUACUUGAAGUGAAAAUCAGCCCUCAUCGACUGUUUAAUAAAUUAAGCAAUCACACGGUCAUGCAGAACAUCUCGUGUUUUUAAAUCCAUAAGGAUCUCUUUCACAACGGUAAUACCAGCAGUGAUGACAGCCGACUCAUCAGACAGCUUGAUCUUAUACUUUUCGCUCUUGAAUUACGUACAUCACUUAAAGCGUGAUUGCGUCACGAGACUCACAAGCCGCAUCACAAGCCGAUUUAGCCUGUUUGUGGGUUUAUGUUUUCUCUUUUAAUCAUUUAAUGUAAUUUUGAGUGUGACCAUGGUUUAAGGAGGGUGUACCUGAAUGCAGAAUCUCAAGGAUUAAUAGUGGUGUUUUCCUUAUUACAUAACGUUUUGUUCUGAAAGCAAAAAUAAACAAAUGAAACACUGAAUGUAGGCUCUCAUCCACACAGCCUGACAGUAGUAAAGCGGGCAUGUUUACUUCCGUGAUUAACCAAAAGUGAAGCGCUGCCUGCUUGUAACGCGUGAAUGGCUUGCACGUGCUGCAUGAGUCUGUUGGGUAUACUGCAGUCUCGUCACAUUUUAACUUUUUGUUUACCCUCCCAUUCAGCUCAUAAAAACAUGCUGCGUGAUCAUGAGGAAGGAUUUCAUCAAGAUGUAGAUUAGAAUGCAGGUGUGGAAUUUAUAUAAAUAAAAUAGUCUACUCCUCUCUCACCGUUGCUGGCAUGCCAGUGAUUACCCCUCCACGCUGGCACAUGUACCAUAGGUUGCCGACUCCUCUUGUGUCCCUGUCUCUCAUGUGAUAUUGAAACAACAAAAACAGCCUUGCUGUUAAGCUUGAUAGUGGGAAUUUUCACCGUAACAUUUUUUGUAACAAAAGAUUUGCUUGGAAAGACAUACUUAGUCAUUUCAUUCAUUCCAGUAUUGGAGACACUAAGGAGACUAUUUAGGCUCAAGAAUUAAUGUCCUUUAAUAGAAAAAUUGCAAUAGUAUUUUAAAUGUUUCUGUCAAAUCAUGGAUGAUCAGGGGAAAAAUAAUGUGUUUUUAUCUUCCCCAGGACAAUGGCAUCAUUUUGGAGUGUGUAUAACAACUAGAUAU